GGCUGGCUGCGACGUUUCCUCUUGACGGAGUCAAGGCGCGGCGGCUAUGGGCAGCCGGGAGGUGCUGGGCCAGGCAGCCCGGCUGGCCUCCUCGGGCCUCCUCCUGCAGGUGUUGUUUCGAUUAAUCACCUUUGUCCUGAAUGCAUUUAUUCUUCGCUUUCUCUCAAAGGAAAUUGUUGGCAUAGUGAAUGUGAGACUAACACUGCUUUACUCAACCACCAUCUUCCUGGCCAGAGAAGCCUUCCGCAGAGCUUGUCUGAGCAGGGGCCCCCAGCAGGACUGGAGCCAGACCCUUAAUCUUCUAUGGCUCACAAUCCCCUUGGGUGUAUUUUGGUCUUUAUUCCUGGGCUGGGUCUGGCUGCACUUACUUGAAGUACCUGAUCCAAAUGUAGUUCCCUACUAUGGAACAGGAGUGGUGCUAUUUGGUCUCUCAGCAGUGGUGGAACUUCUAGGAGAGCCCUUCUGGGUUUUGGCACAAGCACAUAUGUUUAUCAAGCUCAAGGUAAUUGCUGAAAGUCUGUCAGUUAUCCUCAGGAGUAUCCUGACAGCUUUCCUUGUGAUGUGGUUGCCACACUGGGGGCUGUAUAUUUUCUCUUUGGCCCAGAUUUUCUAUACUACAGUCUUGGUGCUCUGCUAUGUUAUUUAUUUCACAAAGUUACUGAGUUCCCCAGAAUCAACCAAGCAACAAACUCUUCCUGUCUCCAGAAUAACAGAUCUAUUACCCAGUAUUACAAGAAGUAGAGCUUUUGUGAAUUGGCAAGAGGCUAAACUGACUUGGAGUUUUUUCAAACAAUCUUUCUUGAAACAGAUUUUGACAGAAGGUGAGCAUUAUGUGAUGACAUUUUUGAAUGUAUUAAAUUUUGGUGAUCAAGGAGUAUAUGAGAUAGUCAAUAAUCUCGGAUCUCUUGUGGCCAGGCUAAUAUUCCAGCCAAUAGAGGAGAGUUUUUAUAUAUUUUUUGCUAAGGUGCUGGAGAGGGAAAAGGAUGCUAUACUUCAAAAGCAGGAGGAUGUUGCUGUGGCUGCUACAGUUUUGGAGUCCCUGCUAAAGUUGGCCUUGCUCACCGGUCUGACCAUCACUGUUUUUGGCUUUGCUUAUUCUCAGCUGGCUCUGGAUAUCUAUGGAGGGGCUAUGCUUAGCUCAGGAACAGGUCCCAUUUUGCUGCGUUGCUAUUGUCUCUAUGUUCUUCUGCUUGCCAUCAAUGGAGUGACUGAAUGCUUCACAUUUGCUGCCAUGAGCAAAGAGGAGGUUGACAGAUACAAUUUCACAAUGCUGGCACUGUCCUCUUCAUUCUUAGUGUUAUCCUAUCUCCUGACCCACUGGUGUGGCAGUGUGGGCUUCAUCUUGGCCAACUGUUUUAACAUGGGCAUUCGAAUCACACAGAGUCUUCACUUCAUCCAUCGCUACUAUCAAAAGAGUUCCUAUAGGCCCUUGGCUGGCCUGUACCUGUCACCAGCACUUCUUGGGGUGUUUUCCCUUAGUGCUGGGAUUACUGCUAUUUCAGAGGUGUUCCUCUGUUGUGACCAAGGCUGGCUCGCCAGGCUGACACACGUUGUUGUGGGGGCCGUCUGUUUAGGAGUGACUCUUGGGAUAGCAUUCCUCACAGAGACCAAGCUGAUCCACUUUCUCAGGACUCAAUUGGGUGUGUUCAGAAUUGCUGACAAAAUGACAUGACUUCAGGGAUGCCUUAACCUUGACACCUGUGUACUUGGACUCACUGUGGGGUGGUUCUUAGGUGGAACACAUUGCUGUACAAAAGCCCUGCUUUGGGGUCUACAGAAUGAAAGCCACCCAAGAAGUGAGAAACCCACAUAAACACUGCCCUUUUGACACCUUCCACCCAAUGGAGGAUUGUCCUGUUUUUUAGAUGAAGACCAAAAAGCCCUUUUAAAACAAGUUUUUUCAUCAUUUUAUUCAUCAGCAUUUUCUUUUUAUUUAUAUAUUAAUUCCUUUGGAUGUGAUUGAUCUUUGGAGGUACAUGCUUCAUAACCUAUAUCUUAGAUAUUAAUAGUUAAUGAUCAUUUGGC
Molecule: messenger RNA, 2025 nt
Organism: Perognathus longimembris pacificus (Pacific pocket mouse)
Lineage: Eukaryota; Metazoa; Chordata; Mammalia; Rodentia; Heteromyidae
Gene: Rft1
Product: RFT1 homolog
Exons: 13
Coding region: 47-1672 (541 amino acids)
Biological process (GO): glycolipid translocation; dolichol-linked oligosaccharide biosynthetic process
Cellular component (GO): endoplasmic reticulum membrane
Source: RefSeq, a predicted model, not a curated record